Rhododendron vialii is the source of this 1788-nucleotide messenger RNA. RefSeq names its product beta-glucuronosyltransferase GlcAT14B-like. The record is from RefSeq and is a predicted model, not a curated record. Gene Ontology annotation, molecular function: glucuronosyltransferase activity. Bases 212 to 1471 code for a protein of 419 amino acids. Lineage: Eukaryota; Viridiplantae; Streptophyta; Magnoliopsida; Ericales; Ericaceae. Gene Ontology annotation, cellular component: membrane. The transcript has 4 exons.
CAGUCCCACCCACUCAUUAACUCCACAAUUAUCACAAGUAGGUACCCAUUACUAGAUUUUUUUUCCUUCUUUCUUUUGAUAAACUAGUACUCCGGUGGUACACCGCCGCACCUUUCCAUGUCCUCCGCCACCACUCUUGAAACCCUCUCUCUCAUCAGCCCACUUCAUAGCGCUCUCUCUCUUCUCUCUAAAAAUUUCUUGAACUGCUGAUAUGGAUGGUAGUACUACCAAGGCACAGCAGAAGAAGAGGAACUGGUUCCUCCCCCUAGUUUUCUCUCUCUUCACAUCCACCCUCCUAAUCAUCCUCUCUCUCUUCACCCCUUCCAACCCAUUUCGCCAAACACCCAUUAGAACCCAAAAACAAGCCCCUUUAUUUGUGGAAUCCAAGAUUAAUAUAUCCCCGACAGGAACCAAUCCUAUCCCAAGAUUGGCUUACCUUAUCUCUGGGUCCAAAGGGGAUUGCGAGAGCUUGAAAAGGACUUUGAAAGCCCUUUACCACCCUUUGAAUCAGUAUGUUGUGCAUCUGGACCUUGAGGCCUCAGUAGAGGAGAGGUUGGAGUUGGUUAGUUUUGUCAAGAAUGAGGAGGUGUUUGGGAGAGUUGGGAAUGUGAGAGUGGUGGGGAAAUCCAAUUUGGUUACUUAUAGAGGGCCCACUAUGGUUAGCAAUACGCUGCACGCGGCCGCGAUUUUGCUGAAGGAGGGUGGGGAUUGGGAUUGGUUCAUCAAUUUGAGUGCUUCUGAUUAUCCCUUGGUGACCCAAGAUGAUAUGCUUCACACCUUGUCCACUAUCCCAAGAAACCUUAAUUUCAUUGAGCAUACAAGCGACAUUGGUUGGAAGGAAGCACAGAGAGCCAGACCUGUUAUCAUUGAUCCAGGGUUGUAUAGCUUGGAGAAAUCAGAUGUAUUUUGGGUAUCAGAAAAAAGGAGUGUACCUUCUGCGUAUAAGCUUUUCACAGGUUCUGCUUGGAUGAUGCUCUCUCGCCCCUUCAUGGAAUUCUGCUUAUGGGGCUGGGACAACCUCCCCAGAAUAGUCCUAAUGUACUAUUCCAACUUCCUCUCAUCUCCAGAAGGAUAUUUCCACACAGUUAUAUGCAACUCCGAAGAGUUUCGAAACACCACUGUGAACCACGACCUUCAUUUCAUAUCGUGGGAUAAUCCUCCCAAACAGCAUCCACAUUUCCUCACUGACAAUGAUUUUCAGAGAAUGUUAGACAGUAACGCUCCGUUUGCCAGAAAAUUUGGGAGAAACGAGUCGGUUCUUCAGAAGAUUGAUUCUGAGGUUUUGGGACGGAUAGAUGAUGGGUUUGUCCCGGGUAGUUGGUUUGAGAAAGGAGUUACAAAUGUAACUCAUCCGCACUACACUGUUGCAAAUAUUACUCAAUUGAGACCUGGGCCUGGGGCUGAAAGGCUGAAUAAACUUAUUUCGGGUUUGUUGUCUGAAAAGGAUUUUGAUUUGAAACACUGUCUCUAACAACUGGGAUGCUGCGAAUGAGUGCGUUGAAAACCUCUCAUUUUCUUUUGAAUAAUCAGUGGGCUGAUUACUGCUUCUCUGUUGGAUUAAUAAUGGAGGAGUGCUUACUGCUUAUUGGACUGGUACGAAGUAUGGAGUGACGAAGGCAGGAAGAGAAUAUGUAUAUUUUGUGGGUUGCCCAUGUAUACUUUGUGGGUUGCCCAUGUAAUCGAUCCGUUUCUUUGCAAGAUGAUAUGUAUUCUAGCCUAAUGGCCGACGGUGCAAUUUUUUGUAAUUGGUAGGUUUUCAAAAUGAAGAAAUAUAGGGUUAUAUUGCCA